AUUUGAAUGACUUUUGUGUUCUAUAACCUUUAAAAUGGAGUUAAAAAGAUUACAUUCUGAUGUAAUUACAAAAACAAGAAGUGCUUUCACACUGAAUACUGUGUGCCAAUGUAUUUUAGAAUUAGUACUAAAUAGUUUAGAUGCAAAGGCAACAGCCAUAGCUAUAAGAAUCAACCUCAUUACCUUAAGAAUCCAAGUAGUAGAUAAUGGUGAAGGCAUUUUUAGUGAAAACAUGAAAUUAAUUGGUAACAGAUAUUUUACUAAUAAGUGCAAUAACUUGGAAGGGUUAGAAAAGAAUAUCAAAUUCUAUGGGUUUCGAGGAGAGGCACUGGCAAAUCUCAUAGAAUUGUCUAAAUUCGUUAAUAUCACUUCAAAACAUUCAUCAUCUACAAAAACGUUUAGUAAAACUCUUGGGAAAACUAAUAAAGGAGUAGUGAGUUGUGACAAAAAUCGACCAAGUGUUGGAACAACGAUUACAGUAGAAGGAUUAUUUGAUAAUUUUCCAGUACGGAAAAAACGGAUUGUUAAAGAACUAGAGCUAGAGGAUAUUAAAAGAAAUAUUACAAGUCUUAUUAUAAUUCACCCAGCUGUCACGUUUUCUCUUCGCGAUGAUAUUACUGGUGAAUUGGUAUUAAGUAGUCGUAAAAGUGAUGAUAUUCCUUCUGCAUUUAAAAUUGUACAUCCAGAAACUAAAGACGGUAUCGUAAUGAAAAUUUCAAAAGGCAAAAUAUCAAUUAAUUCGUUAUUAUUCAAAGGCUAUGUAGAAAAUAAAAAUAAGCAAUAUAUUUAUGUAAAUAAAAGACCUAUCUAUUCAUCUAAAAUACAGAAGUUGAUAAGUAAAUUGUUCAUUAAAAAUUUAAAAUAUCAAAGAAACAUAGAAAAUAAAAAAAUAUACCCAAUGUAUGUUUUAAACAUAAAAUGUCCAUAUUCCGACGUGGAUAUUCUUUUAAAUCCGUCUAAAACCAUAGUUCAAUUUAAAAAUUGGGAUAGAGUUGAGCAUUGCAUUUUAAAACUAAUCAACUGUUUUUUUGGGAAAACACAAUCUAAAGAAAAUGAUAAUAUAAAGCCUGAGAAAAAGGACGAACGCAUUCAAUCAAACUGUGGUAUUUCGCAAAUUAACGGAGUAGUUCAAGCUUUUGGGUAUAAAAGAAAAAUUGAUUCAAGUUAUAAAUCGGUUGAAAAGCUAAAGAAAGUCGACGAACCUUUGUUGCCAGAAAAAUCUAUUUUAAAAAAUAAUAUAACGGAACAAAACUUAGUAAAUGAAAAUCCUCAUGAAACACAUGAUAUAAUAGACUCGAGCUUUUAUAAAGAAAAAACAAAAUCAUUUAAGAGGCCUUUGCCAAUCACCAUUAUUCCAAAAGAAAAGCAAUUGUGUUUGAAAAAAAAACUUCCUGAAACAAACAAACCUGAAAAAAUAUCUGGAAAAUGUCGAAACGAUGUCUAUUCUUUAUCAACAUUUACUAAUGAUGAAGAUAAGGGUAAAAAUCUAAUUCUUGACAUGUUUUUAAAGUCGACACAAGUGUACAAAAGCGAUGAAAAUAUUCAAAAUUCUUCUCAAGGAAGCGGAGAAACAAUUUAUGAAGAAGAAUCAAAUUUUCAUAUGGAAAAUAACGUUCAAACUAACUAUAAUGGUAAAAGUAAAACGAUGUCGAUAUCUGUAAAUUUGAAAAAUACUAAAAAGAUUAAAAGGCACAGAAAAUUAAUAAGUGAAAAGUGCAUACAAACAACGUUUGAUAAUAAAAUGGUCUCGAAAGGAAUUCAAACUACAAUAAAAGAUAAUAAAUCUAUAUUUCAAGACGGCGAAAACAAAACUAUGAUACCUGAAAAUUAUACUUUAAUGUUUACUAAUAGUAAUAAUACCCAGUUUAAAUUUGUAUAUAAGAAGUCACAAUCGCCAAAGAAAUUUGAGUUUGCCUACGCGCAAACCUGUAGCUGUAAUUGUCAUAGUAAUAUAUGUUUCAAUUUUGGAAAAGACGAUUCCAAAACUAAUAAUUUAUUGAAUAAAAAUAUGAGAGAAUGGAAAAAUUUUGAAAAAGAUAAUAAUUGUAGUUUACAUAACAGAAACGAUGUUAACAAUGUAAAUCUGAAUCGCAAUUGUGAAAAGAAAUUCUGCUAUUAUGGAAAAAAUAACUACAAAUAUAAUUGUUUAAAUGGUCGGAAACUUAUCCCAUUUAAGUAUAAGAAUUAUGAGUUACCUAAAAAAAAUAACAUAAAGUUGACUACAGAAUAUAAAAAUAAUUUUCCCGAAUUUAGAAAAAAGGAAAAUAAUUAUUUAGACAGUUUAAACAGACACAUUCAACAUUCAUUAGAACCAACAAUAAAGGAAAAUACAAAUUUUGGUGAAAAUGUAAAUCUGAUUUCAGAUUGGCAAAGGAAUAUGAACAAAAAAAUUAAAUUGAAUAAAAAGCAAGAUUAUGAACAAAGUCCUUAUUUCAUACCUAAAAAACAAAUAAUUUCUUCUGAACAAUGUAAAUCAAAUUAUUUCAACAUUCAGAAUAUUCAUAAAAAUAAACAUAAUCAUUACAUGCCACUUAUAAAUCAGAAUUACAAGUUUAAUUUAUUUAAAAACCAAAAUGUAGAUCCAUUUUUAGACACAAAUAUUCCAUCUUUUGCUCAGUUUAAACCAUUUUACAAAAGUACACAACAAAACCAAUACCCCAAAUGGGAUUGUUAUCCAAAUACAGAACUUGAUCAAAAUUUUUUUCAUUUAAACCCUAAUGUUCUACCGAAAUAUAAAAAAACCGAAGAUAUAAAUGCCCGUUCAGAAAUAAAAUUUGCCUCGUUUGAGCAAUUUAAACCAAUUUACAAAAGCACACAGAAUAAAAACUUGGAAAAAAAUUAUUCAAACUAUCAAUAUCAAAACAAUACAAAUUUUGGACCUCGUGAAGUUACCGUCCAAUCUAAAGAAACGUCCUCUAAAAUGUUAGAUCACGAUUUUAAUAAAAAUACUAUACAACAAAUAGAAGAGUCAAACCAAAAAAUGUCCGAUUUGGUAGUCACACUAUCCGAAAGAGAAAAACAGAACUUGUUGGAUAAAGAACUAGUGGCAGAAAAAAGUAUUUUAAUUAAGGAUUUUUUACAAUGGAAUAGUCAGUUUACCCAUGAAGAAAGUGGUAGACUAAAAGACGAAUGGAAUUGGACAAAACGAGAUCAUUUUGGCACCAGUUAUUAUGUUAAUAAAAAUACAGGGUAUGCUACAUAUAAGACACCAAAAGCAAAUAAUGUGUUCAAACUGGUUGAAAGAUAUGAUUUUUUACCAAAAGGUAUGUCACCAAUACUUAAAGAAGUAAAUAAUGUGGAUAAGUCUUUAAGUCAAAAAGGAAAAGAUACACUUUUUGAAUAUAUCUUAGAAACGUAUAAAAAUGACUUGUUAUUUGUCAAAUGGCAAAAUUACUUAAAUGAUUUAGACGGCAGAACGUUUUUCGAAAACUUGUAUAAAGAAAAACUAAAAAUGUACGAGUCUUGUAUACCGAUUAGUACUGUUAAUACGAAGCAGGAUAUAAUAAAUUUAAAUAGAAACUUAUUCGAAAAUUUGGAAAUUAUUGGUCAACUGGACAAAAAAUUUAUUGUUGCAAAAGAUGUGGAGGAAAAUAUGCUGCUAGUUUUCGACCAACAUGCUGUACACGAAAGGAUACGACUAGAAAAAUUAAUGAACAUUUAUAAGAAUGCAAAAUUCCCAUGCGAAGAAAAACUUAUGUACUUUAUACCUCAAAAUGAGUUAUCGAUGUUAAAGCGACAUGAAUCUUAUUUAGAUUACAUAGGGAUGACCGUAGAAUUUUUCAGUAAUGGUGUUUAUGUUACUGAAGUACCACUUUGUCUUCAUUUCAAAUUUAAAGACGAGACUUCAACAAAAACAUUAAACAAGAUGAUUCAUAUGUUAAUCAAUGAGGUAACAGAACUUCUAAAAUCAACAAGAGGAAUCUCAUUAAAAAUACUACCGACUCUUAUUCAAAAUGUAAUCAAUUUGGAAGCUUGCAGAGGUGCUAUAAAAUUCGGUGAUCGUUUGAAUCUAAAACAAUGUUCAGAACUAUUGAAAAAACUUUCUACCACCGAUUUACCUUUUCAAUGUGCUCAUGGCAGACCAACUGUAACUCCUUUAAUGAAGCUGUCUUUAAAGUCUGAUGAAAAUACUGUAAAUUUCAAAAACUUGAAGAAAACUUCUGUUUAAACUCAUAUUUUCAAUUUGUUACAAUUAAAUUGUUAAAUAAAUUAAAUAAUAAUAAUAAAAAAUAUUUUAUUGUUAAUGA
Psylliodes chrysocephalus is the source of this 4247-nucleotide messenger RNA. The record is from the annotation of a GenBank genome assembly. Lineage: Eukaryota; Metazoa; Arthropoda; Insecta; Coleoptera; Chrysomelidae.